UCUCUUGAUCAAGACACCAACCACUAUUUAGGGUAUUGAAAAGGAUUAAAGGAAUAGGUCAUUGUAACAUAAAAAGAAUAGGUCAUUGAAUAUUACGUUACAAAGGUUGGAUAUUUGGCGGCUUAAGGUAGGGUGCAUAACCAUGGAUUAUGCACUCAUUUAUAACUAAAUUUGGAUCCUUUAUUUAGAAAAUUCAUAUCUAAGGAUGGAGAAUUAAAAGUCAUUUUUAUUUUUUCUAGCUUUCUUAAUCGGCUCUGUUGAUGUGACUUGAAUCGGACUAUCAGCCGCUACGACUGGUACUCGAGGGUCUCGCUGCCCGGUCAGCGAGUGGGGUCCAGGGGCAACGCCCCCGGCCCACGGUGUAUGGGCUCAAUGUUAUUUGGGUUCGGGUUCUGGGCCUGGUUUGUAACCAUUUCCUUUACCAGAUUGGAUUAGGUUUAGACCCACAUGGAGAAGUAGUAUAAAUACUUCUCAUACUCCUCUGUAAUCUGUGAUCUCCUCGAUAUAGUGAAAUUGGCUCUCUCUUGCCCGUGGACGUAGCUAACACACAUCGUGUUAGUGAACCAUGUAAAUCGUGUGUCUGUGUUUUUCGAUUCUCGCUUUCGUAUUCUUGCUUUAUCGAUUCCUGCGAUUUCCCGAUCCGUAGCAGCGCGUUUAUAACAGGCUCAUAUCUUCUUCGUUUUAACUCGAAUUUUAAUUUUUUUAGCACAAAUGGAAUGAGUUCGUUGUGCUCUACAAAAUGAGAUCCAUUUUCAAUAUUUUUUGAGAGAAAAAAAUUCUUGCCUCUCGGUACCAACUGCAUACCAUAUGGUAUCUUCUUCGUUUUUAAUUCGUUUUUGAGAACAUCUGCACAGAAGGAACGAGUUCAUCAUGAUCUAUUGGAUCUACAAAUUUCUGGGUGAACAAAUUACAUGACCAAAAAAUACCACACAAUACCACCCUGGUACGGGGUGGUAUCGUGUGGUACACAAUGUUAAAUGUCAUAAAUAAAAGUUAUUAUACUUCUACUAUCAUGUCAAAAGUCGUAAAUAACAGUUAUAUAUGUCAGUACUAUUGGAGUAUACUAGACUAUCUGGCAAUGUCCCCGAUCGACGAUGUAUGUAUCGAUACAGGUUUGGAUUUCUGUUCUGCGCCUGCUUCAUAACCUUAUUAUCUUUUAACCAUAUUGGAUUAGGGUUAGGCUAUAUAGAGAAGUACUAUAAACACUUCUCAUCCCCCCUAUAAUAUGUAUCUAUUCGAAGUAUGGUGAAACUGACUCUCUCCUCUCUGUAGACUAGCUAACACACAUCGUGUUAAUGAACCAUGUGAAUUCCUGUGUAUUGUUCGUUUCUUGCUUUCGUUUUAUCUUCCUUUGUCGAUCCGCGAUCAGAAUUCCCGAUCCGUAGAAACCGUCGUGACAUAUACUAUACCCCUACUACUCAUAGUGAGAUAUCUCCAUCUAGACCAUGAAUUAAACCGAAUUUGUGGUAUGAUAGUAUAUAUAUAUACUCUAACAUCUAAUGGAGAAACCCCGAGCUCUAAUUCACGAUUCUCUAAAAUCAAACCCAAAUUUCAAUUUAAUGAAAAAAAUAAUAAGUGACCGUUGAAAAUGAUCGGGACCCAUCAAAAUACAUCUAACGAACAUUGCAGUACACCCGUCUUUACCAUAUAAGUCUUAUUGUUAUAGAGGUAGUUUUCCCAUAGCUAUCGCCAUGAUUGCGGUGGUGGUAAGAAAAUGCACGAAUCAAGAAUCAGCUUGCGGCAGUGAAUUCAUCAUCAUCAUCACUUGUUGUUGUGUUCUUUCUUUACCUUGGGGUUUUGGUUGGUUGGUUGGUCGUCAACGAGGAAGAAGUAAACUGACGACAAAAAGUCUUUCUUUCUGCAUAGGAAUAGUACUCCACGUACAAGACUCCCGUCCAUAUCCAGAUUAAGUUGAGACUUGAGAGACUAUAUAUAUACAGCCAAUUACGUCUCGCAGUCGCACAGUUUAUUAUGGAUCAUUUGCCGCGUUAAGUAAUGAAUGAUACUUUGUGGGUUGGUUGGAGCUAGGAGAAGAUUAAGACAACUUAAUUCAUUUAGCUAGAAAGAACCAGAAAUUCUGAUUACUGGGCCGAGAGAGAUGAAUGAAUGAAUGGAUGGCUUAAAAAACCUACCUUGUGGAAUAAGCUGAACGUCCGGUGCCUGCCUACACAUUUCCCGUCAGCAAGUGCGUCAUUUGAUUUCUUCUUCCGUACUUGCGUUUUGCAUUUUCGCUACCUACCUGCCUGCUGUUUUGCGACAAUAAAUACUCUAACUUUCAAUAGAUAAAUCUUUUGAUUUUGGUUCUCUAAACCGAAAACAAAAAAAUUAAUUUAACAAAAAUAGCAAUUGACAAUUUUGAAUUUGUCAAACUACAACGCGCGAGUACAUCCAACAUUCAUAUCACUCAAAUAUGAUAUAUUCCAAAAGUAGAGUUACCGUCAGUUUAUAUAAAGCUAUUGUUUAUGUAAUAAAAAAAUUUAACUUUAUCAUUCAUUCAUUCUGUACUCUCGUCCAACAGUUUUUUUAGUGAAGAAAGAGACAUCGUAAAAUGUCCACAAGCUAACCCUCGUGCAUUGACUCCCCCAAAUAUGCAAACUUUUGCUCUUUCUUAAUUUUAUCUUUAUGAGUCCAGCCUGGCCCCACCAGUGAUUGGGCAACUGCUAGCCCAGCCCAGCCCGUACGGGCCGCAAGUAGGCCCACCCAGCCCACUAGCACCCAAAUACCGUUUUCGAAAUCUAACGGUAAAACACAACAAAAGGAGAAAAAAAAUCAACGACGCAACAUAACGAUCUCACGAGGGUACAGCAGAAUUACCUGGAGUAGCAACACAGGUAAGCCGAGACACCCGCCGAAAACAAGACCCGUUCAAAACGACCGCUCAUUGGCGGAGGCCAGAGGACAAUCCGGUAAUUUCACCCUCCAUCGGAACAACCGCGUGGAAGUUUCCACAUAACCCAAAAAAAAUGCGCCAUUUUUUUCCAGCUUCACUCGGCUUUCUUUCUCCCGCCAUUUUCAUAACACCCUAUAAAUACCAACAAAAAGAAGCCACCCUCCACCUCAUAAAAAAAAACGCAAAACUUUCCACCCAAAAAGAAAAAAAAAAAAAAAAACGCACACAGACCAAGCAGAGACAGCAAUGGAGGAGCUGCCGCCUGGCUUCCGCUUCUACCCAACCGAGGAAGAACUCGUCUCCUUCUACCUCCACCACCAGCUCCAAGGAACCAGGCAGGACCUCCACCACGUCAUCCCCGUCGUCGACAUUUACGAGCUCGAACCUUGCCACCUUCCAAGCGUAGCGGGAGAGAUGUGCCGAGGGGACACGGAGCAGUGGUUCUUCUUCGCGCCGAGGCAGGAGCGGGAAGCAAGAGGAGGGAGGCCGAACCGGACCGCCGGGUCGGGUUACUGGAAGGCGACCGGGUCUCCGAGCUACGUCUACACCGCCAGCGGGAGAGUGAUCGGGUUGAAGAAGACGAUGGUUUUCUACACGGGGAAAGCUCCCGCUGGAAGGAAAACCAAGUGGAAGAUGAACGAGUACAGAGCCAUACAAGGACCAAGGCACGACGACUCGGCGGCGGCAUCAUCAUCGACUUCGUCGUCGUCCAGCCAGCCGCCCGUUCCCAAGUUGAGGAGUGAGUACAGCCUGUGCCGGAUCUACGUGGUGUCGGGAACCUUUGGAGCGUUUGACAGGCGGCCGCUGGAAGAUGCGAUGAUGAUGGGAGAAGCACAGCCACAGCCACAACCACAGCAGCAACAACAACAACAGGCGCUGCUUCUUCCACAUGGUCAUGAUGUGCCUUCCGCCAUUGCAGACAUGGAUGUUGAUGCUGAUCAUGAUCUAGAGCUGCCAUUCUUUGACUUGCCGGAAGAGUUCGACUGGCCAUGAUCGGCGGUGAUCAUAACUAAGGGUUCCGGCGUGCAUGCGCCUACUGCAUGCAUGCCCGGCCGUUGUCUGUAGUGUUAUACCGAUACAUACAUCGAUGUAUUCAUCUUGACAUGGUAUAUACUUGAAAAAUACCAUGGCAAUAGAUAAAAAUUGUCUUGGCUGUAGGAAAUUCUUUGGCCCUUCAAUAAUAUUACAAUUACAAUAUGUGCAUGUGGCUUCUGCGCCCUAUCUAGAAACAUGUUCCUUUCUGCACGGCUUCAUGUUUCCGAUGUUGUUGUUUUCUUUCCUGAUCUAUGGCUAAUUCUGCAUCCAUUCUUCUCCCUAAGGAAUUUUACAAUGUCAUAUAGGGUUGGUGUUUUGGGUUUUUGUAUUUAUGGUACAAUUUGAAGUUGUACCUUUAACAUUAUGGUUCAACUUCAUAUUGUAGCUAUACUUUUUAUACAAAUUCUUGUAUGGUACAAUUUGAACUUGUACUUUUAUAUGAUGGUACAACUUCAAAUUGUAAAGUUGUACCAUAACAUAAUGGUAUCAAUUCCCUUCUAGUACAACCUAAACUUAUACAUUUAAUGUUAUAGUACAACUUCAAGUUGUACAUUAAAACACCAAUACUAUAUAGCAUAGUAAAAGUGCUCUCUUCCAUAGAAUUGAUCGGGGUUAUAAAUGAAGUUGACUUAUAAGUUGAGUGUGCUUUAAUCCAUUAUUAAUAUUGGGGGUCGUGGAGAUUCGAAUACGUGAUCACUUGGUCAAACAGGCUCUGAUACCAUGUCAUAAACCAGUUGGUCCCAAUAACUCGAGUUGUUAGAAAAAAGUUAUGUUGAAUCUUAUACCACACUCUUACAUCUAUAACCAAUUAGACUCCAAAAGAUUUUUUACCACGAUAAUAUAUAUGUUGAAUUUGACACCCAAUGAAAUGAGAGACAUCAAAAGAAUCAUAAGAUGAGAUAUAUAUCUAAUCGCAUGGCUUCUUUUAUUACGAGAAAAACAAACAACAAUGUACAGUAGCUUUUGCUUUCAUCAAUUCUUACCACUUCAAGAAUUCAAGAGAUUUAAUUACAUGAAAGUAGUAGUGUAAAAAGGAACGAUGAGCACGUUUCAAUCUUUGUUGAAAAUGUGCAGAUUCAGCAUUUCAGGCCACUAUAUGCUGCAUUUUUGAAAUGUUCAAAAGACUAAUUGUCUCUUAGUGCCAAAUUCACCAGCUGUGACAAUUACCAACAAGUCAAUCAAAAUCUCAUCUCUCCAAUCCAUUCCAUUCCCCCUUAUUUAAAUAUUCAUUUUCUCUAAUAAUCCAUGUUGGUUUUACCCUCUAAAUUACAUGGGAAUACAGCAAAAAUCCAUAUUCAAGAUGCAUGAUAUAACUGUAAAUGGGAGUGGUUAACAUACAUACAUGGAUAUUUUCUAAUAACUCGAGUUAUUAAAAAUAACUGAUUCAUAACAUGAUAACAAAACUGGUUUGUCAUUGGGAACAAGUGUUUAAGUACUCAUGAUCACUAAUAUUAACGAUUUUCUUAAAGCACAUGGUAUGAGGAGCAUGUGCAAACUUCAAGUCCAUAAAUUGACUUUCAUUUGAAGGGACGUGUAAGCAAGUGGUUAAGAUACGUACAUAUAUAGGCUUUCUCCAUAUAGGGACCAACGACUCCACGAUCAAUACAGUAAAAAAAUGCAAUUCUACGUAAAAACGUUUUGAUAACCUAAAAGUGUAAGGUUUUAAACUUUAAAGCACAAUUUCGACAAUAUCGUUGAUGGCAAAACCUACAAUCAGCCAGCAGCCAUGUCCAUUUCCAAAACUGACCAACCCACCACCAUAGUUAGUUUUUAACCUACACUUUCUUUGACACAUGCAGUAGCCAGCUUGUUUCCACGGGCAUGCUGCUGCUGCUGCUGCUGAUCUCUAAUCCUAAUCCUCGAUAUCGUUUUGGCUCUGAACUAAUUAGUGGUAAUGGUGGAAAAGUUUCGUUUCUUUCAUGAUGAUGAUGAUGGAUUUGGAAACCAGGGAUCUUCUUCUUUCCGUCCAGAGCUAAGCUAGCUAAUACUUUUUAUCAUUGGACCACAUCUCCACGAUCACCGUCUCGGUGGGAAGUUACCCAGUUGAUCAACAUCACCACGAGCGAAGAGGAACACCCACAAUGUUCACACUUCAUGAACUCAAGAACAGAAAGAAGUAACAAGAAGUCUCUGUACAUUAUACAUUCAUUGACAUUUUCUUGUAUUGACAAACGCCAUUUUCUUCCUUUUAUUCAUUUCUAGUCAUCGUCCAUCGCCAUUACUUUAUACAGCAAUGGAAAUGCGAAAUGUCCUGAAAUCCCCCUCCACCACUUUAAAUUAAAUAAGCAAUUAAAACCUUUGCAGUCAUUUUCCUGACCUAUCUUUUCUAAUGUUUAGGAACAGAGCAGCAAACAGAAUGAUAAUGAUAUGACUUUUAGAUUAGAUUUUAACUUUCAAGCAAUAGCCCUUCUGUCCUAAAUUUUCCACUCUGGUUUUGCGCACAGAACAAACUUAGCACCUUCACUACGAGAAAAUAUGGCUUUGGAGACAAAUAAUUAGAGACAAUUAUUGUAUAUCUCUCUCUAUCUAAUCUAAAGUCGCAAAUACAUUAUUUGUCUCUAUACCUCAUAUUAUUGGUCUCUGUCUCAUAAUAUUAAUUUUAACUUAUAUAAAAUGAAUUUGAAAUAAUAGUUUUAGAAGCAAAUGCAAAUGUUUCAAAUGGUUAUGUUGUACGGAGGCAAAUAUUAAUAUUUUUGGAACACCUCUUCACCUUCCUGCAUCGAGGUGGCGAAUAUCCUCGGAUAUUUGCAGUAACAAUCAAUGUUGAUCUAGUCUCCGACACCCCUGCCCUUCGUCGUCGGAUUCCUCUUCUCGUCUUAGCAGUCGACUAUGUCUAAAGGGAGGAAGAACAGCUGCGUGGUGUCUAAGGAGAGGAAGAACAGUGGCGCGGAGAUGAUUAGCUUAAUAAACGUAGUAGAAGCAAUUUAUUCUUUAUGUAUUGGUUGUAUUUAUCUUUUUUAUGGGCAAUGUAUUCGUCUAUUUUAAAAAUAAGUGCAAUACAAAGCUAUUAAUAAAAUUUGAAUUGUUAUUUUGUCCUUAUAAAACUGAAUGGUGUGAGUGCUCUUCAUUUCUCACGAAACAAAAUUGUCACAUAUAAAAUAAAAUAAAAUUGAAUCAAAAUUAUGAAAGUUGAAUUAGAAGGAAGAUUAUUUGCUUCUAAAACAAAUAUUAAGGUAUUCUAGAAACAAAAUAUAAUUGUUUUUCAAAUCUAGUAAUAGGAACAAAAACAUUUCUCCCUAAAACCAAAUAAAAGAUAAAAGAUAGUGUUUUAA
Molecule: messenger RNA, 7197 nt
Organism: Linum trigynum
Lineage: Eukaryota; Viridiplantae; Streptophyta; Magnoliopsida; Malpighiales; Linaceae
Source: the annotation of a GenBank genome assembly